CUUUCCUCGGGCCGCUUCAGACUUUUGAUCACCUUGAUAACAUCGGCCACAACGGCCACAACACUCUCCCUCCCCGCUCUCUUCUCCCCACAUCAUGUCCCCUCCCUCGGGCUCCCCAGCAUCGGCCCAGUGGCACGCAGUGACACCACAUACCCGUCCCCUAUCCAUAUCAAUACUCGAGCUGGCACCCACCUCCGUCACCCUUGCUCUCACCAGGUCACCCCCUCUCCCCAACGUCACUCCUGCACAGCACGUUGUGCACUCGCUCGUGCAUAACCACCAUCAUUGCGGAAAGAAGAAGAAGAAGCACCGCAAGCCUGAGAGCGACGAAAACGAUGACGAGGAAGAUUCGGGCUCGAGCUCGCACGUCCCCGGCGCUUAUCCCAGCCUGCUCUCUGAGGGGCAGACCUUCAAAGACAUGCUGAGUCACGGCGUCGUGGUCACGCUGGAUGGAAUGCCGUGGUCUCGGAUUGUCGCGCACGUAAGCGACGACGCUGAGGAAGAGGAGACGCCGGACGACGACGAAGAGUGGGAGGACGAGGAAGACGCACACGAAGAGGAGACCGUUGGGACAACAAGCGGAACGGCACCUCACGCCGCGCGCCGGAGAAAGGGUCGACGCCCAUCUCACGGGCCAACACGUCGUCCAAAGACCAACGAUAAGCCGUCCGGGGCACAUAGAUGGGACCGCGAGCGCGCUGUAGUCGUGGUAUACGACCUCGAUCCCAGCAAGGAGCACGAGAUCGAGCUCCAAAUUGUUGGUCUUGCGGGUGAAAUUAAGGAAGGUCUUCUUCCCGUAUCCAACACUGUCCUCAUUCCGCCCGCGUCGCCCAAUAACUCGAGUCUGCACCCUAGAUCUCGCGCCAACUCGCUCCGGUCGCGGUCUAGACCACGAUCACGGUCGAAUUCAGUGAACACGCAGGCGCAGCCUGGACCGUCUCCACUAGCGAACACUGAGCCAGCAUCACCUAAUCGCUCCUCCACGCCCAUACCGGACACUGCUGUCGUCCCGACCUCAAUCUUGAGUCCGCACGACGCACAGACUGCCCAAACGCGACAUCUCAUCGCAGCGGCGCACGCAGAGCGCGAACUCUUGCAGGUGCAGAUCAAGGAGGCGCGGAAAACGGCGCAGCGCUCUGAAGCGGCUCUCAAAUCGGAGAUUGAGUCGCUGAAGAAGAGUAACGAGAAGGCCGGGUCCAACGAUCAGAGGAACAAGCAAAAGUACCUUGCCUUGCAAGAGCAAGUGAAGCAAGGCUUGGCUGCGGCAGAGGCCGCCAACGCAGAGACGAAGGAAGUGAAGGCGGGUGUGCCAGAGCUCGAGAAGCGUCUAGAAGAGGUCUUGAGUGAUCUGGAGGGGGUCAAGGGCGAGUGGGAGGGCGUCAAGAAGGCGGAGGACGAGGCGCGGGAGGCGGACAAGAAGAAGCGCGCGGACGAAGACAAGAAGCUCUCUGACAUUGGAAACAAGGUCGACAAAGUGCGCGCCAAGCGUGACCGGAAGGAGGCUGAGCGUGCUGAGCUCGCAAAGAAGCUGGAAGAGCUAGAGCGCGCACGCGAGGAUGUUGAGCGCAAAGCCGAGGAGGAAAAGACUAUGCGCAGGCAAGGGUAUUAUCCAGGCCACUGGAAUGGCCAGCAUCACGGCGGGUUCGACAGCCGGCCACUUUCGGCCCAUCCGAGCAUGAACAACCUUCACCAGGGCGGCAAUUACACUGGGCCAGGCUUCCGACCUCGCGGUGGCUUCUCUCAUCGCUAUCCCUCGGGUGGGCGGCCGCCUCCCGCCGCAAGUCCAACGGUGGGCAAUUUCUACGAGUCGUAUGGCCGCCCGCGUCCGGCGCCAAAUCCGACAGCCGCUCCUUUCCACCCCGGCAACUUCUCCCCGCCUACAGCACAACCCCAAGCUACUCCAUCGGCCCCGACGUUCGACUCGGCCAUCCACACGGCCUUGACUCCCCCACAAUUCCAGCACCGCAUCUACCUGCCGAACGUCCGGCCUCGCCCAACCCCAAACUUCCACCCUCCUCCCUCUGUCAUCGCGGCGCAAGCCGAGAAGACGGCCUUUCCUCCUCUGUCCGGUGCCGCGCGCCCACCCGCGCCCACGGCCGGCCCAAGCCUCGCGAGCAUCGUGACGCGCGCUGUGCUUGCUCCAGGCAGUGAGUUUAAGAAUCUCGCGCCCGGCGCUCCCGGUGUGCCCGGGCAGGCGCCGCCGACCAACGCCGCACCGGGGGCGGGCCGGCCGACGGUCAGCCCGACGCUCGCGAACGCGAGUGUGCGCGGCGACUUCCCAAGUUUGUCGCCGACUGCGGGCCUGUUUGCGCCAACACGGCAGCGCACCCCUCCAUCACACCCACCGUCUCAUCCGCCAUCACAUCCGCCGUCCCAUCCGGCGUCUCAUGGCUCGGCUGAGGGUGCCUGAGCUGUACUCGCGUCUUGUUCGGCUUAGUGCACAGCAUACUGCUUAUACUCGAUGCAAAUUAUUGUACAUGUUCCG
Cutaneotrichosporon oleaginosum is the source of this 2485-nucleotide messenger RNA. RefSeq lists its product as uncharacterized. The record is from RefSeq and is a predicted model, not a curated record. Lineage: Eukaryota; Fungi; Basidiomycota; Tremellomycetes; Trichosporonales; Trichosporonaceae.